GGGUCCAUUGUCACCUUAUCUGACGACGACGUCAACCGCAUCUUUGCAGUGCUUGCCCACUCUCACGCUGUCAGCACACGUGAAUGCUAUGGGUCCGGACUUCUGGUAUACCAUGUCUUCUGCGAUUCUCGCAACAUCCCUGAAACUCAGUGUUGCCCCGCUUCGUCCUUUUUACUACUUGCCUUCGUAGCCAGCUGCGCUGGGUUAUAUUCAGGUCGUACGUUAGAAAACUAUUUUUACGGCGUGUGUGCCUGGCACUUGUUGCAUGGUCUACCCUGGCUGGUCGACCAAGCUCAAGUCUCUCUUGCCCUCGAAGGCGCAAAACGUCUUGCGCCGCCUCAAUCCUCUCAUCCUAAACGCUCCCCUUUCACGAUCACGCUGCUCACCCAAAUUCACUCAGUCCUCAACCUAUCUAAACCGCUGCACGCUGCCGUAUACGCAUGUCUCACGACAUCCUUUUUCACCCUCGCCAGAACCGGCGAAUUCACGGUCUCCUCCUUGUUGUCUUUCGAUGCUUCACGACACGUGAAAGUCGCCGACGUGCACUGCGAAGUCGAUCGCAACGGAUUUCAGGUCACCACCUUCCGCUUGCCUCGUACCAAAACGGCCCUUACCGGAGAAGAUGUCUACUGGGCUGCCCAGUCC
Molecule: messenger RNA, 645 nt
Organism: Suillus fuscotomentosus
Lineage: Eukaryota; Fungi; Basidiomycota; Agaricomycetes; Boletales; Suillaceae
Exons: 1
Source: RefSeq, a predicted model, not a curated record